Aspergillus heteromorphus CBS 117.55 is the source of this 1720-nucleotide messenger RNA. It is a transcript of the gene trm5, whose product is annotated as tRNA (guanine) methyltransferase. Gene Ontology annotation, biological process: tRNA N1-guanine methylation; mitochondrial tRNA methylation. Lineage: Eukaryota; Fungi; Ascomycota; Eurotiomycetes; Eurotiales; Aspergillaceae. Gene Ontology annotation, cellular component: mitochondrial matrix; cytoplasm. Bases 122 to 1552 code for a protein of 476 amino acids. The transcript is spliced from 4 exons. The record is from RefSeq and is a predicted model, not a curated record.
CUCAACAGACCCAUUCCAGCCAGUCAAUGCCUCCUCCCUCCCUCUACGUGCUCUAACCCCAAUACCCAAUACCCACUCCCCCACUACUCGACUAAGGUAUCGAUACCUUGCCCCCCUAUCCAUGGACAUCGACUCCGCGCCCGCCCAACCGCUCCGCAGCGACGUCCCCGCCAUGUUUCGACCCCCCGUCAACCGGGCCAUGCGAGUCCUGGACCGGUCCUUCUUCAAGACCACCGUGCCCGUCACCGCGGCCACCAUCUACAAGGCCUCCGACAUCUCCAGCGUGCGCGCCAAGCUGCAGAAGAGUCGCGAUCUGCUGCUGUUGCCGAGGCUGAGCUCCAUCCGCGAUAUCGAGAAGGACAAUUUCGUGCGGAAGUGUCUGCUGCUGAAGGAGGAGGUCAAGCAUGAUGACGCUGCGACGUGGUCGCCUACGGUCACGGAGCUGGUGGAGAAGGGACUGGUUGGCGUUGGGCCGUAUGAUCUGACGUUGGAGUACGAUUAUUGGACGUAUGCGGAUAUCAUGGCCGCCAUUCUCCCGGAGGAAAUGCUGGACGAGAUCCCCCAGGGAUUCACACAGGUCGGUCACGUCUCCCAUCUGAACCUCCGCGAACAAUAUCUCCCCUAUAAGACCUUCAUCGCGGAGGUCCUGUUGGACAAGAACCCCAACAUCCGGACGGUGAUCCGCAAGACCGAGGACGUGGGCUCCCACAGCCAAUUCCGCACGUUCCCCUUCGAGCUGCUGGCGGGCGACAACGACCUGAACGUCAUCCAGCAUGAGCAAAACUGCGAGUUCCGCUUCGACUACUCCCGCGUGUACUGGAACAGCCGUCUGGAGACGGAGCACCGUCGUCUGGUGGACAAGUUCCGCCCCGGCGAGAUGGUCUGCGACGUCAUGGCGGGCGUUGGACCGUUCGCCGUCCCCGCCGGCCGCAAGAAGAUCUUCGUGUGGGCCAACGACCUCAACCCCCACGGAUACGAGGUCAUGCAGGACGCCAUCAAGCACAACAAGGCCGACAAGUUCGUCACCCCCUUCAACAAGGACGGCCGGGACUUCAUCCGCUGGUCUGCCCGCGAGCUGCUGGAGUCUCCGCUCACGGUGACCGUCGAGCCGAAGAUCCGCCGCAGCAAGAAGGCCGCCGCCGAGGAGCAGGGCCUGGCCCUUCCCCAGCCCGAGGUCUUCCACCGCCCCACCGUCUUCCACCACUACGUGAUGAACCUCCCCGGAAACGCCAUCGAGUUCCUCGACGCCUUCGUCGGUGUCUACGCCGGCAAGGAGUCCCUCUUCGCGCCCCACACCUCCCAGCGUCUGCCCAUCGUCCAUGUGUACUGCUUCUCCGGCCACUCGGACGACGAGCACGACGACCACGUCGACAUCUGCCAGCGCAUCUCCGAGCGCAUCGGCCACACCAUCACCACCGAGGACCGCGUCGGUGGCUCCGGCAACCAGGAGAUCGAGCUGGCGAUCCACAACGUCAGACUGGUCAGCCCCAACAAGCAGAUGUUCUGCGCGAGCUUCCGUCUGCCGAAGGAGGUGGCUUUCAAGCAGGUGUAGAACUGUCAAACAACUAUAGCUUUCAAACAGCUGCACAACUUCUGUCUCUGCCACCUGAUGAUGCUGGUUAUUAUACAUCCCACCCCAUCCGAUCAUCUAUCGCAUAGCAUUUGGGCGUUCUGGCUAUGGAUAUAGAAACGUGUCGAUAAAUGUCGAAUUGAUACCCUU